UGUAGAUACAAAUGAGGAAAGUUGCUCGGCCCAUAUUCAAUCCGCUUUCUUAUAUACUAAUUACUAAUUAUUGUUUUAAUUUUUUAUUGGCUUAAAAGAACUUCCCCUCGCAAACUCGAAAUCCCCAUUACUCUCCGGUCACUGCCCAAAAGUUCCAAACCAAAAGAAAUGGCCGAAACUGAAUCCACCACCACUGCUCAAGACUCAGCCACCGCAGAAACGGAGCCCCACCAGACUCAGGCUCAAUCCCAAAUAGAUGAAACCGCCGCCAAGCUCAAUAAUCUUACUCUCCGAAUUUGGCCCCCCACUCAACGAACCCGCGAUGCCGUUAUCAACCGUCUUGUCGAGACGCUCUCUUCCCAAUCUGUACUUUCCAAACGCUACGGCACCAUCCCCGAGGACGAGGCCGCCUCCCUGGCCAAAUCUAUCGAGGAGGAGGCUUUCUCAGUCGCCGGUGCGGCCUUCUCCCCCGACGAUGAUGGCAUCGAGAUCCUUCAGAUGUAUUCCAAGGAGAUCAGCAAGCGUAUGCUCGAUACUGUCAAAUCUCGCGCUGCUACUGCCGCUGCCGCCGAUGCUCCGUCAGCCACGGAAGCAGCGAAUGGUGAGGAGGUUUCAUCGUCGUCCGUGAAGGCGGAGGCUUGAGUUUAAGGAUCCUCAUUUCUCUCUUUCUCUCUCUUUAGGGCUUUUCUUUAGAUUGAUGAUCGGUCUUGCUAGGGUUUUUAAAGAUCUGUCUGCUUGGCUCAGGAUUUUUCGAGAUGCUUAAUUGCCUAUAUACGACGAUAAUAAAAUCUGUAACUGUAAUACCAUUUCUUUAUCUCUUCUUUUUUGAGGGUUUUCUGUUUUCUUGUGGAAA
Molecule: messenger RNA, 853 nt
Organism: Gossypium arboreum
Lineage: Eukaryota; Viridiplantae; Streptophyta; Magnoliopsida; Malvales; Malvaceae
Product: MFP1 attachment factor 1-like
Exons: 1
Coding region: 169-642 (157 amino acids)
Biological process (GO): mitotic cell cycle; lateral root development
Source: RefSeq, a predicted model, not a curated record